This is a messenger RNA of Trichomycterus rosablanca, 8345 nucleotides long. It is a transcript of the gene numa1, whose product is annotated as nuclear mitotic apparatus protein 1. Gene Ontology annotation, molecular function: microtubule binding. Gene Ontology annotation, biological process: establishment of mitotic spindle orientation. Bases 48 to 7658 code for a protein of 2536 amino acids. NCBI's taxonomy places the organism in Eukaryota, Metazoa, Chordata, Actinopteri, Siluriformes, Trichomycteridae. The record is from RefSeq and is a predicted model, not a curated record. Gene Ontology annotation, cellular component: spindle microtubule; spindle pole; centrosome. The transcript has 23 exons.
UUUAACUAAUGUACAAGAUUUAACAUUAAACUCAUUUAAUAAGACUGAUGGCUUUGCAUCCAGUCAAGGAGGAAGCACUUCUGGUGUGGAUUAACAGCCUGCAACUUGAUGAGCCUGUGCUGCAGAUCUCUCAGCUUCAGAAUGGACUCCUUCUGCUCAAGUUUGUAUAUAAACUGAAGGGAGAGGAGCCCAGUCAGGCUCCUGUACAUCUGCCCCAAGCAGAGAGGCUGUCAAUCAUCACUGAAUUCCUACACAGUGUGUGUCAUGUAGAGGACUGUGUUCUCCUCACAUUGGCGAAGGGGAAGCAGCUCGUGUUAGAGCUAACAAAGGUUGUCUUGCUGCUGUGCUACUAUGGUCUCGUUAACAAUGGACUUGUGCCCAAAGUGGAGUUUGAAACUGAGUUGCAGAUGGCGACCAUGCUGCGUUAUGUUCAACAGAAGGAGAGUGGCCUGUUUUUGUGUGACGGCCUGGAAAAACUUCUCACUACAAGCUCUCUGAUCCACACCUCAUCCAGCAGCAGUGUGUCCUCUCAAUGCGAGGACGGCUCACCCCUUUUCCCCCGUGCACGACGAUCUCCAUUCGUCUCCUUUGUGGAGCUGAACACCGUGGCCUCCAGCUCGUUUGUUGGCUCUCCAAUCCAGGAGCUGAUGAGCACGCCGCAGGUUCAACUGAAACGACUGCGUGAAGAGCUGGCGCGGGAGGGAGACGUUCGAGACGAGCUGGAGAAAGAGUUAGCCGAGCGCAUCAGCAUCAUAUCAGAGAAAGAGGGUCAGAUCAGUCAACUCCAGCACAGGUUGCAGAGGUUACUGAGGGAUCAGGAGGAGCUUGAGAAGACGCACAAAUCCACACUCAGCGAAUUGCAUCAAAAAAACGAGGGACUUCUCCAAAGGGUCCACGAGGUCUUGAAGCAGUGCCAAGACCUAAAAACGGACAACAGCCAAAAAGAGAGGCGCAUCGAUGGGCUGUUGGAGGAGAAUGGAAUGCUUGCUGCACAGGUAAGAAACACCUUUGCCCAACUAGCAAGGGCUGAGGAGGAAGUUGCCAAGCUAACAGAGGCUCAUGAGACGUCCCAGAUGGAGUGGGGGAACAGGAGAGACUCGCUGCAGAGAGAGCUGAGCCAGGUCCUCACUGACAGGGAAUGCUUUAGUGAGCAGAUUCAGAUCUUACAAGGAAAGAUUUCUGUCCUGGAGGAUGAGCUUGCUAAACUACUGGAGCAACUACUAGAGAAGGGUGAAGUACUGGGGCCGAUUGUGGAGCGUGAGAAACUGAAGCAGGAACUGACAGACCUGACUCUGAAACUUUCUCAACUUGAAGAAACCAUCUCCCGGCUCGAGAGGGAAAAGGCCGCCGUGGAGAUGCUGCUAUCGGAAGAAAGAUCUUCUUUCGAAAAGGAAACCCUGCGCCUACAAGGACUUAUUUCAGACCUCCAGCAGGCAAUAAACAACAUACGGGCAGAGAGGGAGGCUCAGGAACGAGCCGCCAAGGAAAAACAAGAAGCUCUUGCUGCUCACAUCGCAGCUUUAGAAACCGAACUGACCCGUCUCCGACAGCUGGAGGUCCAGCUGACCGAGGAGAUCGCCGCUUCCGCCGAGCUUCGUCAGCAACGUGGAGAGCUGGAGGCCAAGGUGGCGUCCUUGGAGGAUACGGUUAAUAUGCUGCAGUCCAAGGGCCAGGCCAUGGAGGCAGAGAAUGUGGCACAGCACGAAGUCCUCAAUGCCGUGAGGGCUGAAUUGCAGAAUGCUCAGAUUUCUCUGGCAGAAUAUGAGCAGAAGUUGGCCGACCAUCAAAAAGUGGUAGAAGAGAAUUCCUCCCUCCGUGCUAGGAUCUCUGCCUUGGAUGACACAGUUGCACUUCUGCAAAGUGAGAUUGAUGCAGAGAGGAAGAGAUGUGACUCAGUUCUCGCAGAAAAGGAGCAGCAGAAAGCUCUUAUGGAGGAACAGUUCCAAAAACAGGAGCAAAAGGCUCAUGAGAUGUUGGCGGAGUUAGACACUCUGAGUCAGGAACUUCGCAAGAUGAAGCGACAGAAGCUUGAUGCUGAAUCGUGUGUAGAGAAGCUUACUCGGGAGGGAAUGGAGCUUAAAGCCAGCCUCACAGAGGAGCGAGAUCAAGCGCAGUCACAACUGGCUCAAGUAAAGCAAGCGAAAGAUGAAACUGAGCUGGAACUUCAGUGUAUCAUUAAGGAUCAUCAGAGCAACAUAUUACAGUUACAGAGUAAGAUCGAGAGUACUGUCGAGUCUCUGAAGCGAAGCGAGUGCGACCUGCAGAUUCUGAGAGAGAAAAUAUCUUCCAAAGAUGGAGCACUUCUAGUACAGCAACAGGAGCUUUCCAAACUUCAAAAUAACACAGACACUCUGCAAAAGCAUCUCUCUGAGGUUGAGAGUAACUCGCAACAACUAAGUCAAGAUUUGGCCUUCAAAAAUAAAGAAGUUCAUGACUUAAAGGAGGAACUCGGUCUAAAGGAAGAAGAAAUCAAGUCCCUUAAGGUCAGCAUUCAGUCCGUUGAGACGAAGUCUGCCGAGAUGCGAGAUCUUCACCAGAAAGAAGUCGAGCAACAGAGCCUUGCUAUUGCAGAACUGAAGUUACAACUCGCUGACGCUGAAAAACUCAUUUCUGAGAAGGUCAAAGCUUUGGAGGAUCUUGCUCAGCAGUUAAAGGAUUUGAAGGAAGAGCUUUCCAAUGAAAGAGAGCGAGCUACUGUACUGGAACAUAGUCUCGAGACUUCGAAAGAGGCCCAUCAAGCUCAGGAACAGACUUUAAAACUGGAAAUUGUCCAACUGCGACUGGAAAUCGAUGGACAGCUGAAGAAGUUGGAAGAGUCAGUAGUUGAGAUCAAAGCUCUUAAAGAGGAAAUUACUCAUCAGCGGGACAUUACGUCUCAGAAAGAACAGGAGGUUUCUGCUUUAGGGGAGAGAAACAAAGCUCUAGAAGAAAACCUGUCUCUGCUUGAGGAUAAACUAGCAGACGCCUCUGCUCUUGCUACAGAACGGCAACGUGACCUGCUUGUGCUCCGAGAGGAGGUUCAGCAUCAAGAAGACGUCAGAGCAAAAGCUCAGGAACUUGAGGAGACUCAACGUAAAGAGCUGAAACGAGAGGUGACUGAACUUCAAGCUAGAGUUCAGGAGCUUACAAGUCUGGCAUCUGAAAGAGAAGCGCUGCUCGAUUCGGUCCGUGAACAGCUAAAAGAACAAGAAGAAUCCAGCCAGAAACUCCUCCAACGGUCUGAAGAAGCUCUCCAGGGAGAACUUAAGAAGGUUGUGGAAUUACAGGGUCUGCUGAAUUCUGCCACUCAGCAGACGACGGUUACAAACGAGCGUUUGGCAUCAGCAGAAGUAAAGCUAAAAGAGAUGGAGCAGUUGUGUCAAGAGAAAGAGACGAUUGCCGUGAAUGCUCGUCAGGCCAAGGAAUUUUUGGAACAAACAGUAGCUGAACUUGGUACCAAACAUACUCAAGAGCUGGAUACGUAUCAGCAAGAUUUAGAGACCCUGAAGAAGCAGAAGGAGAAUCUUUCUUCCAUGAAUGAGACUCUUCAGGCUGAGUGCCAGAAUUUGCAGUCAGAAAGAAAGGAGCAAAAAGAAACACUGAGUGCACUUCAGGAUAACCUGCAGAGUACCAAAGAUUGUUAUGAGAAAGAUCUAGAAGCUUUAAAGAAGGAUAAAGAACAUCUUUCUUCAGUGAACCAUUCCUUACAAUGUGAGUGUCAGAGUCUGCAGGCAGAGAACAAAAGGCAUCAGGAAGCUAUGGAUACUCUUGAGGCUGACCUGCAGAAUGUUCAAACUGGGUACCAGCAACAGUUAGAAACUGUAGAACAAGAGAAGCAACAUCUGUGUUCAGUAAAUCAAUCCCUUCAGAACGAGUGCCAAAACUUGCAAUCAGAAACCAAGGCACAACUGGAGGCUCUGGAUACCCUUAAGGUUGAUCUGGAGAAAACCAAAGAUGAAUAUCAGAACCAGUUUGAGACCCUCAAUAAAGAAAAUGAAGAUCUUUCACUGGUGAACCAGUCCCUUCAAAAUGAGUGCCAAAACCUGCAGUCAGAAACCAAGGAGCAACAAGAGGCUCUGAAUAGUUUAAAGGCAGACAUGAAGAACAUGCAAGAUGUCAACCAGAAAGAUCUUGAGACCAUUAAACAGGAGAAAACGCACCUUUCUGAAGUAAACCACACCCUACAGGAGAAAUGCGAGAACCUGCAGGCAGAGAAUGAUAAGCAACAGGAGGAUCUAAAUACCGUAAAGACCGACCUGCAAAACACUCAAGAAAGGUACAAGCAAGACUUGGAAACCUUGAAGAAGGAGAAGGAAGACCUUUCUUCAGUGAACCAGUCUCUAGAGAGCGAGUGCCGGAGCUUGCAGGCAGAAACCGUUGAUCACAAAAAGGAGAUAACUGCCCUUAAGACUGACCUGCAGGACACACAGAAUAGGCACAAACAAGAGUUAGAGAUCUUAAUGAAAGACAAGGAUCAUCUUCUCUCGGUUAACCAGUCCUUCCAGAGUGAGUGCCAGAACCUGCGAGCGGAGAACGUAGAGCAACAGGGCAUCGUAAACAAUCUGAAGGCCGACCUGCAGUGCACUCGAGAUAGUUACCAGAAAGAGUUAGAUUCCCUGAAGGUGGAGAACGAACAACUCCUUUCGGCAAAGCAGUCUCUCCAAAGUGAGUGCCAGAACUUACAGGCAGAGAACAAGGAGAAGCAGGAGACAUUAAACACACUUAAGGAGGACUUGCAGAAAGUCAAAGAUGGGUACCAGCAAGAGUUAGAAUCCUUGACGACCGAGAAAAAUCAUCUUUCUUCAGUGACUCAGUCCCUGCAGGAAGUAAACCAAGAAAAAGAUGAUGCAUUAAAUGCAAUCAAGGUUGACUUGCAGAAUUCCAAACUGGAGCACCAGCAUGAGAUGGAAGCUUUGAAAAAUGAGAAGGAAGGUCUGUCUCUAAAGAACCAGUCCCUUCAGUCUGAGUGCCAGAACCUGCAGGCAGAAAACAUGAACCACAUCAAGGAAUUAAGUGACCUCAGGGUUGAGCUGCAAAGUGCACAAGAUGGCCACACUAAAGACGUGGAGACGAUGAGGGAAGAGAUGGAAGAUCUUUCUUCAGAAAAGCAGUCCCUCCAGAAAGAGUGCCAAAACUUGCAAGCAGUGACUCAGGAGACCCUAAACACACUCGAGGCUGGGCACCAAAAGGAGUUGGACACCUUGAAGAAGGAGAAGGAAGAACUCUCUUUGGUAAACCAUUCGGUCCGGAGCGAGAGCCAGAAUUUGAAGGCAGAGAACAAGAGCCAGCAGGAUGAGUUGAGCACCCUCAAGGCUGAUCUGCAAAAUGCCCAAAAUGAAUAUCAAAAAGAUUUGGAAGCUCUAAUGAAUGAGAAGGAGCAACUUUCUGCAACAAAUCAGUCUAUUCUUAAGCGUUGUGAGGCUGCCCAGCAAGUCGAAGCAGAGCUGGUGUCUGUGAGAGAAGCUUCUCAGAUAACACAAAACGAGCUUCAACAGCAAGUAGAAGGACUUCAAUUAAAGAUGAAGGAAUUUUCAACACUAGCUGAUGAAAGAGAGACUGAAAUACGAAGAGCUCAAGAAUCUGUAAUGGCUCUUGAAACAAACAUUGUUCAGCUUCAGGUCCAGCUUGAUAAAGCUUCUAAACUUGAGUCCGAGAGAACGUCCGAGCUGAACUUGCUCCGUGUUCAGUUCGUCGAGUGCGAAAGGCAGAAACGAGAUGCCCAGCAGGCUGUCGAGAGCUUAGAAAGCGCAGUCUCUGACCUUCACGUGAAGCAAAAGCAAGAGCUUGAUGACUACCAUCAAGAACUAAAGUCCUUGAAAAAUGAGAAGGAUCAUCUUACCAGGGUGAACGACUCUCUUCAGCAAGAAACCGACGACCUGAGGAACACACAGAGCGCCUUCCAGCGUCAAGUAGAAACUCUAAAGAAGGAGAAUGAGAAUUUCACUCUACUGAAGCAGUCUCUGCAGAGGGAGUGUGACGCCUCUCAGAGGCUUGGAGCGGAGCUGGAGGCGAAGCUGAAGGACCGAAGCGAGUCGACGCGUGCUCUGAAAGAGGUUGCUCAACAACGAGAGAAGCAGAACCAAGAGUUGCAAGAGCAGCUCAAGGCAAAGACAGAAGCAGUGGAUCACUACAAAGCACAGGUAGAAAAGGCCAAACUUCACUACAAUGAUAAAAAGCAACAACUGCUGGAGGAGCAGGAAGCUCGUCAGGCUCUCCAGGCCUCUUUGGAGACUAGCGAGAGUGAAGCAAAGGCCCUAAAAGCUGAGCUUAAACUGGUCACCAUUGAGCUGAACACACUCAAGACGUCAGAGAAGAAUCUGAUGGUCAAGGUCAAGAGUCUGGAGACUCAGCUGGUUUACGCAGACCGCCAAUUAAGAGAACAACGAAAGCAGGGAGGUCAAAAUGCACCUGUAAAACACAGAGAAAGCGUUUACCUGAAGAUCCCAGGAGACCUGCAGCAGAAUGCCAGUACAGACAGUCUAGACAUUGACCUGGAUGACUCUCUAAAUAAUGCUGGUAAACCCGCGGUGCCUGGUGAGUCCAGCACUCCUUUAGUCAGAAGCUCUGAAAGGCUGGCAGCCAAACGUCGCAGUCAGGAUCGCGGAUCCCUCGAGACGCUCUACUUCACUCCCAUGAUGCCACGUACGAAGAAACGUGACGUCACGACAAACGAACACAAACUGGAAAGCAGCAUCGUGUCGUUCGGCGACCUGACGCUCGACUCUGCGAGAAAACCGAGCUCCUCGGUCCGGAGACGCAGAACCACUCAGGUCAUCAACAUCACCAUGACCAAGAAAACCCCUCUCGGAGGUGGCGGUCGGGUCGAUGCAGACGAAUCUUUCUUCAGCCUUCACGCCGCUCAGUCUCAGCCCAAUCUGGCCUCCCACAAGACUCGUCCAAUCUCUACAGAGAUCUUCGAGGAGCCAAACAAACUCCUCGGCCUGCCUGGAUAUCGACGAAGCACCGUACAUGCAAACGCUCCCUCUCGCACCACGAGUACGUUCUGCGUGGGAGCGGAAUACGAGCCCGACCACGUUGCUGAUGACUGGAUGAGGAUUGCAGAGCUGCAGUCUCGCAACAAAGCCUGUCUACCUCACCUAAAGAGCAGCUACCCACUGGAGUCCAGGCCCAGUCUGGGAUUCUCGCACCUCCCUGUAACUGAUGAGGAUGUUCGGACCGGCGAUCCUGACGACACCAUUCGCCGAGCCUCCAUACUGCCCGGUCAGCUCACAGAUUCCAUCUCGGCGCAUCGCCUCUCCCUGGCGCCACCUCCAGCUCCCAAAGCUUAUAAUCACGCCCCUAACCAGCGUGCACGUCAGGUCUCCAGAACGAAAGAGGUCCGAUCCACACGAAGCCCGCUGGCCCCUAAACGCCCUGCAGGGCAGGUACAAGACCUGGAUACUCCUGAGGCUAAAAAGCUAGCAAGCUGUUUUCCUCGUACUCCCAAAAAUAGGAACCUUCGUUCUAGCAACUCGCAGAAUGUGGCACCUUCACCUGCCGAUCGAAGGCAGUCCAUGGCGUUUGUGAUCGAUAACACCCCUAAGAAACCCGGUCAAGGUGACAGCCGGCUGCAGCGUGGCAUCAAUAAACUUCGAAAAUCUCCACGCACCACCAGCACAAAAUCACCAAAAAUCAUCAGCAGUGCAAAGAAGCUGAUGAAGUUCAGGAUGAAGAUGUAAAACUGCAUCUGCCUUCCUCCUGUGCAAGAAUGUGCAAUAUCAGCAUUGGUGGUCGUCAUGAUACUAAUUCAUUUAAUCAUUUUGGUGUUUUAUGUUUAUAAAACUCGUCAUUUAUUUUUCUAAAUAUAUAAACUCUUGCUGUUUUUGAUUGUGACGUUCAGAUUUGUGGAACUGUCCUAGUAAAGCUGCCAUUGAGCUCUACAUAAGGUUUCUUUUUGUGCCUUUUUAAAUAGUACAUCAGUGGCAUUCUCAAGUGUUGACUGACAUCAUUGUGGCACAUUCAUAUUUUAGCUUAAGUGGUAACGGUAAACAUCAGUGCUUUCAGUUGUAUAUGAUUUUGAAGAUUAUUCAUUAUAUUCAUACAUGUAUUCUGAUCUACAAGAAUAAUGCAACAUAUUUUUUAAAUUCUGGCUUUAUUUUUUCAGAUUUAGAUUUUACACAGAGCAGUAAAUAUAUUGUAAUUUUUUUUCCUGUCCUUUUUUCCUCGUCUGCAUCUUUAAAUGCCUUCUGUCUCACCAAUGUUCUGGAGAAUCUGGUGUAACUAUUAGUGAAACACUUUGCUGUAUUCUGUCUUUUUGUUUUGUCAGUCUGUAUCUUUGUUUUUGUAUUAUUCACCUCCUACUUAUUCAUGCUUUUAAAAGCUGAUUAUUUUGGUGUCUUUGAAUAAAUUCUCAUUUAAUUUAACAA